AUGUACUUGGAGCAGUGCCGCAUUGCAGUCGUCUCGGCUAUCUUUGCAGACUGGGACCACCUCAGGCUGCCUCAGCGCUCCAAGAUCUCCGUGACAGCCAAGCGCAAGGCGUGUUUUGUGAUAUUCGUGGACGAGCAGACAGUGAGGGGGCUGUACAGGGACAACCUCAUUCCUGAUGCCAACGGCAAGGUGGGGCUGUGGCGCGUGGUGGUGGUGGCCCACCCGCCCUACUCGGACGCGCGGCGCACGGGGAAAAUACCCAAGCUGCUGACACACCGCCUCUUCCCCAACGCCAAGUAUUCCAUGUGGAUUGACAGCAAGCUGCGGCUCUUUGUGGAUCCGCUAGCCAUCCUGGAACGGUUUUUGUGGCGGGGAGGGUUUGAAUAUGCCAUUUCCAACCACUACGACCGGCACUGCGUGUGGGAAGAGGUGGAGCGCAACAAGAAGCUGGGCAAGUACAACGCGACGGUCAUUGACGAGCAGUUUGAGGCAUACAAGGCGGAUGGGCUCACCAUGUUCAACCCCUCUGACCCCAACAACCUGCUCAUCAGCAACGUGCCAGAGGGGUCAGUGAUCAUAAGAGCGCACACAGCUGCCGCCAACCUGUUCUCGUGCCUCUGGUUCAACGAGGUGGACCGCUUCACCUCCCGCGACCAGCUCUCCUUCGCCUACACGUACCACAAGAUGGCCCGUACCUCUCACCCACUGAGGUUGAAUAUGUUCAAGGACUGUGAGCGGCGGUCGUUUGUUAAGCUCUUUCACCACAAGGCUGAGGAGGCAGCACUCAAGCUCGAGCGAGGCAGAGCUAGGUAG
This is a messenger RNA of Closterium sp. Naga37s-1, 813 nucleotides long. The record is from the annotation of a GenBank genome assembly. Lineage: Eukaryota; Viridiplantae; Streptophyta; Zygnematophyceae; Desmidiales; Closteriaceae.